CCAAGGAACCGUGGGCCGCAGCCAUGGUGUCCGCCCACGAGGUCAGCUCCGCCCGAGGUCCGCCGUGCACCGUCCCCUCGGACAUCCAGGUUGACCCGAGCGAGGUGACUGCCCAAGACAACACCAGUGAGACGAUCUACAUCGCCGACGACUACGAGUGGCUGCAGCAGACGAGGCGCCCCUGCAUCGUCAGCGUCUUCAACGCGGAGGAAGGCGUGCCGCGAGAGACUGAACGCCACUGCGACUGGUUCACGGGAUUUCUCUCCACGGCUCGACCAGGGGACUGCGUGCUCCUGGACCAAGGCCCGCUGUGCUGCCGCGUGCGGCCGAUUCUCAAGCCAUCGUCAGCCCAUCUCGACCCGGCACGCGCCUUCCGCUCGGACUGGCCCUUCCUAAGCAUCGUGGCGUUGAUCGCGAUGGCAAUGGUCAUCUUCCUGCUGGUGGUCUACCUGAAGGAGGACAACGGAGUCGGCGAGCUCGUCCCCAAACUGGCCAUGAGGAUGCUCGAGCGUGAAGGCCUCCUCUAUUCGCGAGACUAAUGCUACUAAUCGUGCAAUCGUAAGCUCGGUCCGACGCGGUCUCGCAAAACGGUCGCCGCGCACCACCCGACCUUGCAAUGGGUCAUGUCAUUUAAAUGUCCUGCUUCAAAAACUGAGUCCUGUCAUGUCUCUUGGAAACGUCCUACAAGUGGCGCGCCAGCCGGUUGAAGACGUCUUCCUGAAAAUAUUUUAAUUCUGGGUGCUCUUAUCGUAAGUUAUUCAUGGCGAAAAGUAUCAUCUACAACUGGAUGCACGCAAAACAUGCACUGUACU
Molecule: messenger RNA, 812 nt
Organism: Dermacentor silvarum
Lineage: Eukaryota; Metazoa; Arthropoda; Arachnida; Ixodida; Ixodidae
Exons: 2
Coding region: 24-539 (171 amino acids)
Source: RefSeq, a predicted model, not a curated record